Molecule: messenger RNA, 1572 nt
Organism: Geosmithia morbida
Lineage: Eukaryota; Fungi; Ascomycota; Sordariomycetes; Hypocreales; Bionectriaceae
Product: N-sulfoglucosamine sulfohydrolase
Exons: 1
Coding region: 1-1572 (523 amino acids)
Molecular function (GO): arylsulfatase activity
Source: RefSeq, a predicted model, not a curated record
AUGGCAGACACUCGGAAAAACAUUUUGCAUCUCAUUGCUGAUGACCUAGGCAAAUGCCUGGGCUGCUACGGCGCCAAGGGAGUCAAGACGCCCAACAUAGACGCCUUGGCCAGAGGUUCUGUCGUCUUUGACAAUGCCUUCACAAGUACUGCAUCCUGCAGCCCAAGCCGUACUGUCAUGUACACCGGCCUCCAUCCUCAUGAGACGGGCCAGUACGGUCUGCUCGGCGGUAAUACUCACUUCCAAUGUUUUGACCACAUUCAGAGCGGUGUGCGCCUAUUCAACUUUCUGGGAUAUCGCACUGGCAUCAUUGGAAAAGUCCAUGUCGGCCCACCCGACGUGUUUCCUUGGCAGACCCGUGAAGAGAGCGAGACGAGGAACGUCGCAUGGACAGCCGAGCGCGCCGAGGCCUUCUUCCAGGGCGCCAACGAAUCCACUCAACCCUUCUACCUGACUGUGGGAUACGUUGACCCUCAUCGUGACAUCUGGACCAGGGGGGAGUUUGGGAAUAAAGAGAACUGCGAUGGAAACUUUAUUGCCUCAGACUUUCAGCCGAGCAAUGUGGAAAUACCAUCUUGGCUUACGGAUCUUGAGGAGACCCGCACCGAGUACGUCGAAUAUUACAAGGCGAUAGAGCGGUUUGACUAUGGUAUCGGUCUGGUUCUCGACGCCCUAAAUAGGCAAGGCCUCGUCGAAUCCACGCUUGUGGUAUUGUGUAGCGACAAUGGGCCACCUUUUAUCAACUCUAAGACAACACUAUACGAUGCUGGUGUUCGCCUACCGUUCCUUGUUAGAAAACCAGGGUCCUCUAAGCCGGGGAUUCACAACCCCAACAUGAUCAGCUAUAUCGAUAUCCUCCCGACUUUUCUCGACUGGGCCGGCGCGCCUCUUGACUGUGCUGCGCCGGCUAAAACUGAAGGGGAUCAGGUCUACACACGAGAGACUCGGCCUCCAGCUCAUCCGCGUAGAGUUGGUAGGUCAUUCCUGUCCAUUAUCGACCGUGCCGACAUUCUUCCCGAUACCCAGUGGGAGCAGCGGGUUCAUGGGUCUCAUACCGUUCACGAGAUCGCGAACUACUGGCCGACCCGCUUCGUGCGUGAUAGACGGUUCAAGUAUCACCGAAACAUUGCCUGGCGUUUGGACUUUCCAUUCGCAUCCGACCUCUACGCUAGCCGCGUUCUUGAGGGCAUCCGCAGGAACCCGGAACGCACCACUGAUGGCGACGUGAAGGUUGGCCAGCGAAGCCUCAAAAACUAUAUCAAGCGCCCUGCCGAGGAACUCUUUGAUCUUGAGAAGGACCCGGACGAGCUGGUAAAUCUUGCGGGCGAAGCGGAGUAUAAAGAUAAACUUCUCUCUAUGAGGAAGGACAUGGAGCUGUGGCAAGACGAGACCAAGGACCCUUGGCUUUUGAGGGAUGGGCAAAGUGUACAUGCACUAUCGAGAUACCGCAAUGAUGGGCUGGAGGUACCACAGUCUUGGGAUUUCGUGGCCGAUGCAUUCGAGAUGGAUCGCAUUACUAAGCUUAAGAUCGAUGCUGUCAAGCCACUGGAAAAAGAUGACAAGACAAACUAA